Messenger RNA from Ichthyophthirius multifiliis, 2385 nucleotides. RefSeq names its product paz and PIWI domain protein. Gene Ontology annotation, molecular function: protein binding; piRNA binding. NCBI's taxonomy places the organism in Eukaryota, Ciliophora, Oligohymenophorea, Hymenostomatida. The transcript has 5 exons. Gene Ontology annotation, cellular component: P granule. Gene Ontology annotation, biological process: regulatory ncRNA-mediated gene silencing. The record is from RefSeq and is a predicted model, not a curated record. The annotation marks the transcript as partial.
UAAUACAAUUAUGGUCUAAUUCCUUCAAAAGAUACUUCUUAAAAAUUCAUAACAAAUUUUUAUAAAGUUCAAAUAAAUAAUGAAAACAUCUACAUGUAUAAAUUUACCCAAGAAUUUCAAGACGAAGAACUUCUAGCAAUAAUAAAGUAAUCUUAUCAACAACUUUCUACAAUUUUUGAGAAAAAGUUCAUAAUCUAAAGACCUAUAAUAAUAUCUCCUUUAAACAUUUCAAACGAUAAACUUCUCCAAACCAAAAUUUAAUUCGGUUCUAAAGAUUAAAAAGACUACAUGUAAUUAUCUUUAAGAAAAGUCUAAUAAACACAACUAGAAAACGAAAAAUAAAUAAAAAAUAUAUUCGGACUUUUAACAAAAACAAUGCUUCAAGACCUCCGUUUAGAAAAGCUUGGAAAAAAAUACUUUGAAAAAACUCCUUGUAUAGACCUAAAAGACUUCAAAAUGUAAAUUCUAGCCGGAUAUUUGACUUCUUUAGAAAGUUAUUAAUUUAAUUCUAAACUUUUAAAUAUUGAUUCAUGUUUUAAAGUGACAAGGAAAUAAACUCUUAUCGAACUUAUAUAAUAAUAAAAUGAACUAACUAACAUAACUAAUUUUAAAGGAAAUAUUAUAAUCACCAUGUACAAUAAUAAAUUUCAUAGAAUAGAAUAGAUUAUGCCAGAAAUGACUCCAUAAGACAAUUUCUAAGAUUAAAAAGGAAACGUUAUAACUUACGAAGAUUAUUACUUUAAACAAUAUGGAAUAUAAAAUAUUAAUCCUAAAUAACCUUUAAUUAAAUGUAUUAAACUAAUAGGAAAAACUAAAAAACCUUUCGAAUAUUAUUUAAUACCUUCAUUAUGUUAUGUUACAGGCAUAUUUUUAUUUAUAAAAAAAUAUAUAAAUAGAUUAACUAAUUAAUAAAAAAGUGACUUCCAUUUAAUGAAAAAACUAGCAGAAACAACAAAACCUAAUGCUUAAAUUAGAUAAAAUCAAUAAUUGAAAUUCGUUAAAUAAUUGCGAACUGAUUGCGAUAGGAGAAUGAAAGACUGGAACAUAAACAUAAACGAGAUUCCUGAAAAAAUAAAUUUUAAAUAACUAUCUCCGGGAAAUUUGCUUAUGGACUAAACCCCGAAUUGCAAGAAAGCAUUUAACGUCCUUAAUUGUAAUUUAGACAGGGAUACAUAAACUAAAAUGUUCGAAUAACCAGCGUUGAAAAAAUGGGCAAUUUUUUAUUAUAAGGAUGAUCAGUAAAUUUUUAAUAAACUUACUAAUAUGUUCCAAGAAUGUCUCAAAUUCUGUUAAUAUCCCUGUCAAGCCCCGUUUUCAGUAAAAGUAGACGAAAAUACAGCCAAUGGAUGGAUCAAUGUAUUAAAGUCUUCACCAGAUGAUGCCUAGAUGUGUGUUAUUUUGUUAAGAGGAAAGAAAAAAAGUGGAUAAUUUUAUGAUUAAAUUAAACUCUUUUUAACUAACUAAAAACCUAUUCCUUCUUAAGUUAUUUUAACUUCUACUGCUUCUAAUGAUAAAGGACUUAGGACUGUAGUGAAUAAAUUAUUAGUCUAAAUAUGUUCUAAAACAGGAGGAAUUCCUUGGGUUAUGAGUGAUAUGCCUUUUCAAGAUUAGCCAACUAUGAUUGUUGGGAUUGAUGUGUAUCAUAAUAUUUCAGGAAAAUAAUAGUCUAUAUUGGGAUUUGUGGCUACUACAAAUGUUCAUUUCACCAAAUAUUAUUCAAGUUCUGUUAUGAUGUAAUAAGGAUAAGAAAUAAGCUAAUAUCUUUAAUAAAUAUAUGUUAAUGCUUUAAAAUAGUUUAAUAAGUUUAAUGGUAUUUAUCCUAAAAGAGUUAUUGUUUUUAGAGAUGGAAUUAGUUAAGGAUAAUUCAAAGUUAUAUAAGAAAUCGAAAUGCCUUAAUUAAAUUAGGCUAUUAAAUAAAUUUAAGAAUGUGGAGAUAUUAAGUUUUGUAUCAUUUCAGUUAAUAAAGUAAACUAUUUAUUUAUUUUAUAUAAAAAAAAAAUUUGCUAAAAUCCACCUUAAGGGGCCCUUAUUGAAAAUUUAAUUACUAAAGGAGAUCAUGAUUUUUAUAUUGUUAGUUAAAAAGCAUAUUAAGGAACUUCUUCACCUACUCAUUAUUAUAUAGUUUAUAAUGAUAUAAUUCCUUUUGAAUUACAAAAACUAGAAUUCAGAGAAUAUAUUUAGUUCAAAAGAGAACUUUAACUUCUAGCUUUUAAAAGUACUUUUCUUUAUUAUAAUUAUUCAGGAGCUAUUAAAGAACCUAGUGCUGUUAGAUAUGCUCAUGUUUUGUGUAAUUUUGUUGGUCAAAAAUACAAUCCUAGUGUUCCUAAUUCUUUGAUUUAAGCUCAUUAGUAAUACGAUAAUUUGCAAUCUCUUUAUUUUAUUUGA